AUAAAUUCAUAUUUAUCUUUCUUUACAUUUUAACAAUGAGUCAUUCUAAAACAAUAGGAUUUUAUGAAAUAAAAGAAAAGCUUGGAAAAGGUUCCUUUGCUGUUGUUUAUAAAGCAAAGCAUAAGAUUGUAGCUAUUAAAGCAAUCAGUCAAAAGAAAGUAAAUAAGAAUCAAUUACGUUACAUUGAAAUGGAAAUCAACAUUAUGAGAUCAAUUCAACAUCCUUAUAUUAUUGGUUAUGAUGACUAUAUUAGAACAGACAGCCAUGCAUAUCUUAUUAUGGAAUAUUGUUCAAUGGGAGACAUGCAUGACUUAAUAAAGGAAACCUAUCAAUGUCGUGGUAUGUCUGAAGAUGUUAUUCUUCAUUUUUUAAAGCAAUUUGCUUCUGCUUUAAAAUAUUUGCAUGACCAUGACUUAAUUCAUCGUGAUAUUAAACCCAAGAAUAUAUUACUUGUAUCACCUUUAAAUCAUACUAUAUUACCGGAUAUCAAAUUGGCUGAUUUUGGAUUUGCUAAAAUCUUGCCCAAGACAUGUUUAGCGAAUUCAGUUUGCGGUUCACCACUUUAUAUGGCACCUGAAAUACUGAAUAGACAACACUAUGAUGCAAAAGUAGAUUUAUGGAGUUUAGGGGUUGUCAUCUAUGAACUUAUGUUUGGACAUACAUUAUUUCCUGCUAGUACACAUGUUGAACUUUAUGAUAUGGUACAACGUUAUGACGAUCAAAUCAAUUUUGUUGAAACAAUGCAUGUAUUUAGUAUUGAAUUAAAGGAUCUAGUUAAAGUGUUAUUAAAAAAGAAUCCAGUCGAAAGAGCCUCUUGUGAAGCAUUUUGCCAUUAUGUUCAUCUUAUCCUCAAGAAAGAUGAAUUAAGAGAAGCAGCAACAGAAGAGAUGUUAGCGAUAAAGGAAAAUGAUCCAAUUAAUGUAGAAGAUGAAUAUGUAGUGAUAGAAUCAGGACUAUCACCACCAUCACUAUCACAACCACCAUCAUCAUCAUCAUCAUCACUACCGUUGUCAGGGGCACCCUUCACGAUGCAUCGAAGUCACUCAAUGGAUCAGCCUAGAGGAGAUCAUCAUUCGAUCAAAGUCAAUAGAUCAAAUAGUAGUACAAGUUCUUCAAAUGGAUCCAUCUUAACGAGAGCUAUCUCCAUGGCUUCUCUCAAAUUAUUUGGUGGUACUAGUCAUGAUAAAUCUUCAUCCUCACUUCCUUCUUCUUCAUCAUCUACUAUAUUUGAAGAAAGAAUGAAUACACCACCCUUACAGACAGAAGAAGAUGAAAUGAUGAUGAUGAAACCACCAUUUGAAGUGAUGAAUAUAUUUGCAGGAAAUGAAUUAAAAAAGCUGAUGGAUGUGAGUAAAGUAGUGAUGAAUUUUGCAGAUGAGAAAUAUAAAGAACAUAAACAACAUCCUCUAGAUAAAGUCUUUACAGAGGAAGCCUAUUUAGUUACUUUAAAAACUAUUUUUUUAUUAAAAAGAAUUUUGGAAUUUAUUGAACUGCAACAACAACAGAGAUCAUUAAAAGAAGCGGCCUUUUUAGAUUGGAUAAAUAGAAAAUUAUAUCUUUAUACGAAUCGAAGUUCAAUAUUAAGCUAUUCUGUAGAAACUAAUUUUUGUAUUAUUGAAAAGAUACUAUAUGAUAAAGCAAUAGACAUGAGUCGAGCUGCGGCUGUAAAUCAACUUAUUGGUGAAGAUUUAUAUCAUUGUAAAAUCAAAUAUCAAGAAUCUAUAUUAUUAUUAGAAGCCAUAUUGAUUGUACCUGAUGAAACAACCAUUUCUGUAGAAGAUCGUUUUAUUAUUCAAGAUUUAAUUGAAUCUCUUCAAAAACGAUAUGAAAAAGUAGUUCAGCAAACCUAACCAAAUGUACAUGUGUAUAAGUUUCAUAAUACCCUAUUUUGCUUUUUUUUUUCCUGUUUAUAUAUCACAAAAAAAAAUAAUAGUCAUAAAGUGGUGUAUAUAUGUAUAUAUUUAUUUAUUUAUAUACAUGUGUGUGUGUAC
Cokeromyces recurvatus is the source of this 1991-nucleotide messenger RNA. Its product is annotated as kinase-like domain-containing protein. The record is from RefSeq and is a predicted model, not a curated record. Gene Ontology annotation, biological process: autophagosome organization; autophagy; peptidyl-serine phosphorylation. Lineage: Eukaryota; Fungi; Mucoromycota; Mucoromycetes; Mucorales; Mucoraceae. The transcript is spliced from 7 exons. Gene Ontology annotation, cellular component: cytoplasm; autophagosome. Bases 36 to 1850 code for a protein of 604 amino acids. Gene Ontology annotation, molecular function: protein serine/threonine kinase activity; ATP binding.